Molecule: messenger RNA, 1944 nt
Organism: Chlorella variabilis
Lineage: Eukaryota; Viridiplantae; Chlorophyta; Trebouxiophyceae; Chlorellales; Chlorellaceae
Exons: 4
Coding region: 1-1944 (647 amino acids)
Biological process (GO): protein phosphorylation; mitotic spindle organization; regulation of cytokinesis
Cellular component (GO): spindle microtubule; chromosome passenger complex; spindle pole centrosome
Molecular function (GO): ATP binding; protein kinase activity
Source: RefSeq, a predicted model, not a curated record
AUGCCCCGGCCCCCGCAGGUGGUGGGGCGCCCGCCCUUCACCGGCGCCAACCAGUUCCAGCUGCUGCGCAACAUCGAGCGCAGCGACGCGCGGGUGCCCGAGGCCAUCGCCGCCCAGCUGUCGCCACCCUGUCGCCACCUCAUCCACUGCCUGCUGCGCCGCAACCCUGUGGAACGGCUGUCUUUUGAGGAGUUCUUCAGGCACCCGUUUGUGGCCACCCCGGAAGACAUGGCCGCGCCGCUGCCGUCGCGCGCGCCCUUUGCCAGCGGCGCCGCGGCGGGCGGCGCGGGCGCGGCGGCCGGCUCGCUGGCGGGGCCCGGCAGCGGGCCCGCGCGCCACGCGCUGCCGCCGCACACGCUGCUGUUUGGUACCAGCGCGCCGCCGGCGGCCUCGCCUGCCAUCGCCAAGUCCCGCUCAGCCAACAGUAUCCCGCAGCAGGUGCUGGGCUUCCAGCAGCAGCAGCAGACCGGCGGCGGCGGCGGCGGCAGCCGCGCUGCGGGCGCGCCCGCUGCCAGCUCGCCCGCCGCCGCCGCCGUGCCGCUGGGCGGGCUGUCGCACCAGCUCAAGCCGCGGCACUCUCUGGACCUCGACGGCCCCACCCCCGCCCAGCCACGGCAGCCGCAGCCGCAGCGGCCGCAGCCGGUGCCGGGGCGCCGGCUGGGCAGCAUCCAGCGCGUGCAGGGCUUCCAGCCCGCGCCGCUGCCGGGGCAGCAGCAGCAGCAGCAGCAGCAGACGCCUUUUGGGGCGGCCCCAACGGCGGCAGCGGCGCUGGCGCAGCAGCAGCAGCAGCAGCAGGGCCAGCCCGGCAGCGCAUCGGCAGGACGGCCCGCCAGCGGCCGGCCGGCGUCGCGGGCGCAGCAGGGUGCUGCGGCCGCCGCCGGGGCGGUGCAGCCGCCCCUGGCUGCCGGCUCCCUUCACAGCGAGGAUGAUGACUAUGUGCUGGUAGAUGCGGUGCUGUCAGCCCACACAGCCGCGGCCAGGAGCGCCACGCCCGGCACGCCGCCCGCCUCCCGCAGCGGCUCCGCCCAGGGCAGCCUGUCCCACAGCCGGCACACGCACACCUAUUCCAAGGACAUCUUUGCUGCGCAGCCCGGGGACGCCGCCGCCGCGGCCGCCGCCGCUGCGGCCUCGCCCUCCUGGCUGGGCACCAGCCGCUGGCGCUUCCUGCAGCGCGUUGCCCGCAUCCUGCAGGCGGCGGCGGCGGCGCGGCAGGCGGCCGCGGAGCCCGCCGGCAUGUCGCUGGCGGCGGCGGCGGCGGCGGCCAGCCUGUCGCCCCAAUCCCACCAGCUGCUGCGGGAGUGCCUGUCGCUGCACCUGGCGGCGCUGCAGCUGCUGGAACAUGCCAUGGAGGCGCACGCGGCAGCAGCAGCUGCUGCCGCCGCCGCGGCGGCCACGCCAGGCUUGCCGGCAGCGGGCGAGGAGCGGCGGAGCGGCGAGGCCGCGCGGGACGCGGACGGCGGCGGCGGCGGGGCGGGGGCGGCAGCCGAGGAGGAGGAGGAGGGGCUCGCGGAGGCGGCCGGGCAGCUGGAGCAGGAGGCGCUGGCCGGCAUGGCGGCGGCCGAGGCAGCUGCGGCGGCGCUGGACAAGGCGGGGCGCCAGCCCUCGCCCACCGCCGUCACCCCCGCGGCCGCGGCGCUGGCGGAGGCCGACGCCGCGCUGCCAGACCCCUGGGACCUGCUGUAUGCCGCGGCGCUGGGGUGGGGGCGGGACGCCGCCGUGGACGAGCUGCUGGGCAGCCAGCAGCGCAGCUGCCGCCUGUACGCGCGCGCCGGUACCGUGCUCAGCUUCCUGUGCACCGAGGCGGCGGGGUUGGAGCUGGAGCCGGCCGUGGAGCUGGCGCCAGCGGACCGGGCGCGCCUGCAGAAGUACGCAGCCGCCACCGCCGUGCGCUGGGCCGCCUGCGCCGCGGCCGCGGCCGCCGCCGCCCCCGCCAGCGCGCAGUAG